Messenger RNA from Mucor velutinosus, 1224 nucleotides. RefSeq lists its product as uncharacterized. Bases 1 to 1224 code for a protein of 407 amino acids. Gene Ontology annotation, molecular function: nucleic acid binding; zinc ion binding. The record is from RefSeq and is a predicted model, not a curated record. NCBI's taxonomy places the organism in Eukaryota, Fungi, Mucoromycota, Mucoromycetes, Mucorales, Mucoraceae. The transcript has 2 exons.
AUGGCUACCACCACAGACCUUUCUUGGGUCCAGGUUCUCUCUCGAGGCCACUCCAAGAAGGUCAUCAAUGCUCAACCACAACGAGCCAAAGAUGACAAAUUCAAACUGGUCCCUGAAGUUCUCUACGAACAUGACGAUUUGAAAGCCGAGGUUCUUACUCGCAAGGCGGCCGCCAUCCUCCAACAGGCCUUGACACCUGGAUCUGUUUUGUUUGCGUUCCCAAACAAAACAUUUGAUCAUCGUACUGCAGCCUAUCGCCUUAUCAAGGAGCAAAUAUCCCCCCUGAUCCAAUUUCGCCCUUUGAGUCUGUACCACCAGAAGGCAAAUGGAGAUCUCUUAUUGGAAGCAAAGUUUAAUCGCCUCGAGGAUGCCAAGCUAGCCAUCAGGCAGGGCAUCACUUAUCAGGACAUUGUAUUCAAGGCUACUGCCGCCAAGGACAACAGUGAAGGGAGACUCACUCAUGUCCAGAUGACUAUCGUCCGUAUGCCCAAUAUGGAGACGUUCGUGGAGGAUUUCUUUUUGAUCGACACUGCUGUCAACUACAGGAAUGCAGAGGGCAAGGAAUAUGACAUUCAACCAUUAAGCAGAAUGAUGUAUCUGUCAGCUUGGGACGUCUAUGUGCCUGCCACCUACCGCGGUGCACCACCCGUGUGCCAUUUCUGUCGCCAGAGUGGCCACAUCCGUGAUGCCUGCCCUGUCCUGGCCAAACGCCAAUGCUUCAAGUGUCGUAAGCUGGGUCACACCGCCAGGUUCUGUCGCGAGGAGGAAACCACGUUUGAGGAUGCCCUCGAGGAGUACGGGUCGAGUAAGAAGGCCAAUGAGGAGAACAAUACUGCCGAAACUCAACGCCGUCCCAAUGAUGGAGAACGCGAGAAGCGCCGUGGAGCCACCCACACCAUCCAUGAUCAUGUAGCGCAACAACUGCAACGCCAAACCACAGCCAGGCAGUCAACCGCUUCUCAUGGCAGCCAGAUCAGUAAUGCCGAGUCGUCCGCAAUGGAAAUCGAUCCCAAGACCCUGCAACGCACUCCUCAUGGUAGCGAUGCUUCCAAGCAUGCUCCACUAGCUUCGUCUUUGUACAUGCAUGUGGAUUCUCAGGCAAGUGUCGCCAGCGUUUCCUCUCUCAAUGGUUUCCAGUCUGAUGUGCUCCCUCUCCGCCGUCAUUCUAUGAGCUCGACGUCCAUGUCGCAGACUCCAGUGCAUCAUGCCGCCGAUAGGGCUUAA